UCCCAGGUGCUGAUGCAAUUUAAAUAAUAAAUUAUUGAUUAUAAAAGUUGGAAGGUGAAAAAUCUAAGGACAUGGAUAUACUACCUUCAGCGAACGAUAUAAUUUUUGCAUCGUCUCAGUAUGGUUCUAUGGCCAUGUUUCUCAAAAGAUAUAUAAUAGAUAUAAAAGCUGAAUUAGAAAAACGUUCAAAAAAAUAUUCGGAAAGCUUAUCUCAAAAAUAUUUAAGAGAUGAAAAUUUUGAAAAAAUAUUGAAAUUAUGGCGUUUUGAGAUGGAUCAAUAUUUUACUGAACUUGAGUUUUAUUGGAGGGCAAUCAUACUCAGAACAUUCUUCUAUCCCAGUAAUUAUCUACACAUUUUAAGAUCACCUCUAAAAAUAGAUAAAAGAUAUAACAAAAUUCCGAUACACAAUAUUACGUUUCCAAUGCGAAGCGAAGAAUAUCAAUUAUCUUCUAUGUUGCAUGAAAUGAGAAAGAAAAUAAAACCAAGAUGUACAGGUAGAUAUUUAAUCAAACAUACGGUGUGUGGAAAUGGAAACAAUUGAAUAUAGCGUAUCUAAUAUACAAUAUUUCUCUUUUCACGGAAUGUAAUUUAAUUAUAAAAUUAUAACUAAGAGAAUCUAUAAUGAUGAAUUAUUAUAAAAUGAGAAAUGAGAUACCUAAAUAUCUUUGUGUGGCUCUAUUGAAAAAUUUUAGAGGUUAUAAAUAAAAACUUCAAAUAAUGCGAAUAAAUGAAUUGUGUAAUUUGA
Apis mellifera (honey bee) is the source of this 746-nucleotide messenger RNA. RefSeq lists its product as uncharacterized. The record is from RefSeq and is a predicted model, not a curated record. NCBI's taxonomy places the organism in Eukaryota, Metazoa, Arthropoda, Insecta, Hymenoptera, Apidae. Bases 72 to 542 code for a protein of 156 amino acids. The transcript is spliced from 3 exons.